Molecule: messenger RNA, 321 nt
Organism: Didymodactylos carnosus
Lineage: Eukaryota; Metazoa; Rotifera; Eurotatoria; Philodinida; Philodinidae
Source: the annotation of a GenBank genome assembly
AUGUCUACAGCCGUUCCAAAAAAUGUGUCACCUUUUAUUCGAGCUUGUCGUUGGGGUUUAUUACUUACCGGUGUUGUCUACGGUCGAAGUCAUUAUAAAACAGUGAAAGCAAAAGAAGAAAAAGUACAUGAAAAAGAAAUUGAUAAAGCAACACAUCAUUAUAUACAAAAAUUAGGUGAAAAAAAAAUUAUGGGUGAACAAUCAAUGAUCGAAUUAGCACGUGCAGCCGGUGUUGAUCCAAAUCGUGCACAAGUUAAACAGCAAAUAAUUGACAAACAACAUAAUGAUGGUACAUUAGUAUCAGCAUCAUCGAAACAUUAG